AUACUAAUUGGUCCUGUAUGAACUCCUGAACGAAGCUUCGAGAUUUCUCUACAAUGAAGUGGUGCAGUAAUCGCCCAAGAAGUAUGUUUGCGAUUCUUGUCGAAAUUAGCAUUUGAAAAACAACAAAAAUCAUUAUCAUUCAAAUAAAAACGGCUACAAGGAAGAAAAAUUUACUUUACGUUGUAGUAAGAAAAUAUGAAACUUUAUACGAGCUGAUAAUAUGCAUGUAUGUUUACAUUAAUCAUGUAUCCGCAGAUAUGACAUUGCUGAAAUCAUACAUUAUUCUUCGUCUAACCUAUACACGAAUCAGUGGGAUUACGAGUUGUUUGUUUCACAAUGGUUUGUCUAAUUCCAAUUUCCAUAGAAAUUUCACAACUGAAUGUGAUGAAGAAAAAGCGUCCAAUCAAGUUUCCAAGGAUUGUCACUCGUCGAAAGAUAUCGCAUCUAAGAUUACAAGAGGUUAUGUCAACGUUUCAAAAAUUGAAAAUUCUGAAAGUAGCAAUGUAAGUAAAGAGUGCAAUGAAAGCAUAACAGAAAAAGUAACCUCGAGAGAAUCUGUUAUGGGAAUGGAUUGUAUAGGAUUAGGGGAACAUGAUACGAAUAAGACUGUACAAGAAUCUUUGAGUGGAUCUAAUUUGGAAGAGACUAUUACUUUAUUAGAUACGUAUGAUCUUAAAUUCAACGAUGCUAUAAAAAUUGAAGAUGAGAAGUUACCAGGACCAUUGGAUAAGUGCAACGAAGAUCUUUCUCAUAUAGGACCUUAUAUUACCCCAACUUUCAACUUUGCAAAAUUUGCAGAUGAUUCGAUUACCAUUCAAAAGUUGGUCGAUUUGGGUGUGGAUUUACAUAAAUUAGAAAAACAUCGAGAUUUAGUUGAAAUGUACUUGAGCCUAGACUUUGACAGGGAUAUAAAACCUUACAUAACGUUCUUACAUGAUUGUGGUCUACAACCAGAAAAUCUUGGCAGAUUUAUCACGAAAAAUCCAAGAAUUUUCAAAGAGGAUAUGGAUGAUCUUCACACUAGGAUAAGAUAUUUAGCAGCUCACUUAUUUACCCCUCCAAUGAUACAAAGGAUUAUAACCGGUAAUCCAUUGUGGUUGUCCUGUAAAACGCAAAAAAUAGAUGGAAGAUUGGGUCAUUUUCAAUGGACUUUCAAAUUAGAUGGUGACCAAGUAAGGUAUUUAGCAACGAAAUGUCCCAAACUUAUAACAUACGAUAUGAUGCAUAUAAAAGAGAAUACUUUCUCUGUGAAAGAGGAAAUGGGUUUCAAUCUAACUGAAAUAAAACGUAUCUUGUUGGAUUCACCUCUUGUUUGGAUAAACAGUAGAUCGAAAAUAGUGGACGCUUUCGAUUAUAUACACAAUCAGAUGAAUAUAUCUCAUAAACUAAUAUCCAUACAAUCAAAGGCUUUAACUUACAGAAAAAGUUUACUCCACUCAAGACAUCAAUUUUUGGUAGAGUUAAAGCGGAAUCAAUACGAUCCUACAAAACCGUUAUAUGUGUCGUUGAAAGAUGUAGUCGGUGGCACCGAUAUUGAAUUUUGUAACAAUGUAGCAAAAGCAUCCAUUGAUACGUACAAUCUGUUUCUAAAAACCAUUUAAUUUAAAUAAAUACGAUGUGCGUUAGCAGGGUAACUUUUAUUGUGUAUAUACUUAAAUCUUAAAUUUUCUUAUGUAUGCCUACAAAUCUUUAUGUACAAUUUUAUAUGUCACAGAGAAGUAUUUAAGCCAUGUUCAUAAUUUUGUCUUAGUCAAGGUAAAGAAACAUAUACUGAAAUGCAUCGAUUUAUAUUC
This is a messenger RNA of Megalopta genalis, 1793 nucleotides long. It is a transcript of the gene mTerf3, whose product is annotated as mitochondrial transcription termination factor 3. Gene Ontology annotation, molecular function: double-stranded DNA binding. Gene Ontology annotation, biological process: regulation of DNA-templated transcription; mitochondrial transcription; mitochondrial ribosome assembly. The record is from RefSeq and is a predicted model, not a curated record. Gene Ontology annotation, cellular component: mitochondrion. Lineage: Eukaryota; Metazoa; Arthropoda; Insecta; Hymenoptera; Halictidae.